Messenger RNA from Solea solea (common sole), 2387 nucleotides. It is a transcript of the gene dmap1, whose product is annotated as DNA methyltransferase 1 associated protein 1. Gene Ontology annotation, cellular component: nucleus; Swr1 complex; NuA4 histone acetyltransferase complex. Lineage: Eukaryota; Metazoa; Chordata; Actinopteri; Pleuronectiformes; Soleidae. The record is from RefSeq and is a predicted model, not a curated record. Gene Ontology annotation, molecular function: transcription corepressor activity. The coding region runs from base 340 to 1791 and encodes 483 amino acids. The transcript is spliced from 10 exons. Gene Ontology annotation, biological process: chromatin remodeling; negative regulation of transcription by RNA polymerase II; DNA repair.
UAGCGGAAGUAAUGUCGGCUCUCCCGGUUGCUGCUGGCUACUCGUCUAUCCUUCUUUCCCACAAUAGCUUUUUCUAAUUCUUCAUUAAUUUUCUAUUUUGCUUGACGUAGAUUAGACGGGUUCGCAAAAUAUUAGAAAAAAAACCUCUUAAAACUGCGUCUCGUCGGUUCUCGACUCUCAUCAGUUUAGUGUAGUUUAGAAAUGAUGUUGUUAGCGUUAGCCUCUACAUAGAAGCGCAUUUAGCUGACAGUAUUGUAUUGUACGAGCGCCAGUAAAUGAAUGAAGACUACUUACGCUUGACAUUCUGAAGAGAAGCGUUAAAUCACAACAUAGUAAACAAUGACUACAGGCGCUGAUGUAAGGGAUAUACUGGAAUUGACUGGUGGAGAUAAUGAUGGACCCAUCAGCAAGAAAGACCUCAUCAACUCAGACAAGAAAAAAUCGAAGAAGUCAACAGAAACUUUGACCUUCAAGAGACCGGAGGGAAUGCACAGAGAGGUCUAUGCUCUGCUCUACUCAGAUAAGAAAGAUGCACCCCCUCUGUUGCCUAGUGAUACUACUCAGGGCUAUAGGACAGUAAAAGCCAAGUUGGGCUGUAAAAAGGUGCGUCCCUGGAAGUGGAUGCCCUUUACUAAUCCCGCUCGCAGGGAUGGGGCUAUCUUCCACCACUGGAGACGUGUGGCAGAGGAAGGCAAGGACUACCCUUUUGCCCGUUUCAAUAAGACAGUACAGGUACCAGUGUAUUCAGAGCAGGAGUAUCAGAUGCAUCUCCAUGACGAUGGUUGGACUAAAGCAGAGACAGACCAUCUGUUCGACCUGAGCAAGCGCUUUGACCUGCGUUUCACAGUUGUCCAUGACCGCUACGACCACCAGCAAUACAGAAAGCGUUCAGUGGAGGACCUUAAAGAACGGUAUUACAAUAUUUGUGGUAAGCUGACAAAGGUCCGUGCAGCUUCAGGGACAGAGCCCAAGAUCUACAUCUUUGAUGCUGGCCAUGAAAGACGUCGUAAAGAACAACUGGACAAGCUUUUUAAUCGCACACCUGAACAAGUGGCAGAAGAGGAAUACCUAAUUCAGGAGCAAAGGAAGAUUGAAACGAGAAAGAAGGAGCGGGAGAAGAAGGCUCAGGAUUUGCAGAAACUCAUUAAAGCUGCUGACACAACCACAGAGUUAAGACGGGCUGAAAAGAGGGUGUCCAAGAAGAAACUCCCACAGAAAAGAGAAACAGAAAAACCGGCUGUUCCAGAGAUGGCAGGCAUCAAGUUUCCCGAUUUCAAAUCAGCCGGAGUUACGCUACGCAGUCAGAGGAUGAAACUGCCAAGCUCUGUUGGCCAGAAGAAGAUCAAGGCCAUUGAACAGAUUCUCGUAGAGCAAGGAGUCGAUCUCAACCCCAUGCCUACAGAAGAAAUCGUACAGAUGUUCAAUGAGUUACGUAGUGACCUGGUACUGCUCUAUGAGCUGAAGCAGGCCCACAGCAAUUGUGAAUAUGAGCAACAGAUGCUGCGCCACCGCUAUGAGGCUCUCCUGAAGGUCGGCAGUGGAGCCGGGUGUGGAACUGCAGGGGCAGGACUACUCGCUUUACCACAAGGCGGUGAGCUCAACACCACCAACAGCACUGUAACAUCCACCCCAGGGGGCGAUGUUCAGAACUGGCCCUGUGUAGAUGACAUCAAAGUGGAAGCCAAGGAGCAGAUCAUUGAUGUUGUAGGAGCACCGCUAACCCCUAACUCGCGCAAACGGAGAGAAUCUGCAUCUAGCUCAUCGUCGGUGAAGAAGAUGAAGAAGCCAUGAUGAAGAUGAGAGCACCAGCUGGUGCAUAGUGGAGUUACUCUAGUCACAGUGGAGAAGCACCACUGACUCCACACACACACACAACUUUUCACCUUCUAAACAAGACCUCUCCACCCCAUCCCCAUCUGGAUUGCCCAGCAUUUUUGUGACAAAGGCAACAACUGAGUGACAUUUCAUUCCAUUACUGCUCGUCUUCCUGCCUCCACCAAUGCUCGGCUAUAGAUGAGGCAAAAUCAACUGUAAAUUGCCAGGCUGAGCUAAUCAGGACAUUGGCAAGAAGGUGGGAGUUACAGGGUAAUUGAAAUGAAUUGGAAUGAAAGAAGAGACUAUGUGAGUGGGAGGACCUCCAGCCUCAAUGCUCAUUUGACCCAUCUGAGGGGUUUUUGUAGCCUAAUCACGCCUUAGUGUUUACUGGAAAUGUGUUUUUGUUGUAGUCUGCAGAAUUGACUCCAUCUCCACUGAGGAAAGAGAUGCCAUUUCUAUCUACUGCCUGUGUUUUAUGUCGGACUCGUGAGGCUGAUUUGUUUCGUUUGUCCUCAGGUGACCUUGAAUAUGCUUUCGUCAAUGAUUCAAUAAACCUCACUGACUUUGUUUUC